Messenger RNA from Xenia sp. Carnegie-2017, 693 nucleotides. RefSeq lists its product as uncharacterized. NCBI's taxonomy places the organism in Eukaryota, Metazoa, Cnidaria, Anthozoa, Malacalcyonacea, Xeniidae. The transcript is spliced from 3 exons. Bases 1 to 606 code for a protein of 201 amino acids. The record is from RefSeq and is a predicted model, not a curated record.
AUGGAUAAGGAUGUAAUAGAUUGGGAAUGUGAUUCGGAGGAUUAUCAGUCUGACGACUCCGAUAUUAAUUUUAUUCCCGGUUACAUGAUCGAAUGUUCUGAGUCAGGAAAAAAACGUUUAGAACUACAAGAAAAGCUCGGCAAAAGACUGGACGGCUCUGUAAAAGUGGACGAGUGGUGUCAGUGCGGAAAUUGUGAUGUGACGCUACUCGUAAACAAUAACGAAUGCCAUUGUUGUUUUGAACUUGAUGGAUGCCAUGAAGCAAUGAAAAGCGACGAAGUGAUUAGCGAUCUCCAAGCCGAAGGUAUAAUUAAUGCGAAAUGCAUCAUUCAACAUCCUGGAUUUAACUCCGUAUGCCUUGAAAAGUGGAGUUUGAAGAUGGCUGCCAGCAAGUUGAAAACGAAAAAUAAAAGCAAAUACACUAGAAUUUCAGGACAGAAUAGCUUUCUACGCAGCAUCUCCUAUAGAGAAUUUACAAGACUGGUAUAUGGUCUCCUUGGUAAUAGGCGAUUCCCACUACCUGCAUGUGCCUACAUGGCAAUAAGAAAAACAUUUCCAGUAGUUGAUAAAGAAAAUUUUACUGGAUAUUCUGAUGAUUCAGAUUAGUUAAAUUUUCCAAGAUGUAUAAAGAAUGCAAAAAUGUAAAAAAAAGCUGGGGUGAGAGUGCGUUGUAAAAUAUAGAUCUUAAAAGAG